AUGUCUUCGGCAGUCAUCGAAGAGUCACAACGGCAGCUUUCCAGCGGAAUGUCCGCCUGCGAUUGUUCAAACUGCCGCCCUGCCGAGGCCGAGGCGCUGUGGCUGGCGCAGCCCGCCAUGACCCAAGACAAUUUCGACAAAGCCCUCGUCAUGAGUGAAAGCGAGCUCAACGUGUUGGUACAAGGCCUUGCCGUUGUCCCAGCAGCGCCUCCUUCAGCGGAUAUACGCCCAGUCGCCAGCGUCUGUGGGACAGAUGAUCCGAUUCUGGACUCACCGAUGCUGGAAUCUCUGGUUACCCGACUGGAGCGCGCGUUUCACUCUUUUUUCUACCUCAAGUACCCGGAAUCUUCAGAACUAAGUCCUGACGACUUCUUUGGACGCGACCUGGCAUGGGAUAUCGCGAAGAAUAUAGACAUCAUAACCCAGCCAAGUGACUUCGAGCUAGUACUGGCCAGUGAGGCGAUACCUGCUCAAUUUGACCAUCUCUUUGUGGCUUUCUGUCAGUGGAAGAACGACCUGCGGACCGGACCCACGUUUGACGAAGCCAAGAGCCGAAGAGCGUCUGUGACUCGUGGCCACACCAAUCACAAGGUACCCCAGUCUUGCGAGGGGGCUCUUUUGCUCAAGGCCAGGGCAGAACAAGCGAAGAAGGCGUUGAAAGUCUCACGAGAUCAAGCCAAAGAAGCCGACACAUUGGCCAAAGAGGUAGCCAGGCAACGUCGUUCUCAGGCCAAAAUCACCGCCGACGCACGAAGUUUGUCUUCAAACACCUAUGGGUGUAACAAACAAUGCUUAUAUAGGAUUGCUUUCCCCGAAAAUUGGGCAUCUCCAACGUUUCAAUCAUCCAUCGGAACUUCGUCAUUAACCCAAGAAGACAAUACAUCUUCAGCACCCCAUCAAAAACGGGAAGAUCGACCCGCGGCUUUGUCUGCCAAGGUCAGCUUGAUCAUGUUACGCAUGCCCGUUUGCCAAACGUUGGUGACCUGCGGUGGCGGCCGGGCACGGUUUGCAGGCGUUUGGGCCAAAGCCUCUGCAGCAUAG
Messenger RNA from Melampsora larici-populina 98AG31, 1041 nucleotides. RefSeq lists its product as uncharacterized. The record is from RefSeq and is a predicted model, not a curated record. The transcript has 2 exons. Lineage: Eukaryota; Fungi; Basidiomycota; Pucciniomycetes; Pucciniales; Melampsoraceae. Bases 1 to 1041 code for a protein of 346 amino acids.